Messenger RNA from Lathyrus oleraceus (garden pea), 4862 nucleotides. RefSeq lists its product as uncharacterized. Bases 339 to 4433 code for a protein of 1364 amino acids. Gene Ontology annotation, molecular function: protein binding; protein kinase activity; ATP binding. The record is from RefSeq and is a predicted model, not a curated record. Lineage: Eukaryota; Viridiplantae; Streptophyta; Magnoliopsida; Fabales; Fabaceae. Gene Ontology annotation, biological process: protein phosphorylation; signal transduction. Gene Ontology annotation, cellular component: cytoplasm. The transcript has 9 exons.
CCUUUCUUUUCCAAUCUUCCUUCAACUGUACUAGCAUAGCAUCACUUACAAUUCGACAUGGACGACUAUUAAAAAAUAACAAUAACUAAUUUUCAAAAAUAAAAUAAAAUUUCAUUCCAUUGGCUAUUGACAGAGAAAAAUCGGCACUGUAAAUGGAACCUAUUUUUGGCAUGAGAUUCACAAACGAUUGUUUACAUUUUCAUUUUUCCAAAUCUGAGACUCCACCAUUCUUCUUCUCUCUUCUUUCUUUCAUUUUUCCUUUACUCUUACUGCGAUCUUCAUUUCAAUUUUUUUAUUGCUUAGUUUUUUUUUAUCUCAAUCGAUAGUUUUUUUUAGCUAUGGCGUUUGAUCAAAAUUCCGCUCCUACAGAACUGCGAGUAUUGAAUGUGGCUCCGAUAAUGGUGGAGGAGCCUCUCAUUUCUCCGGCAGGCGUCACCACGCCUCCCACUCCUGAUUCCGUUUCCGAUUAUUUCUACCCGACCUCCGCCCCAGCCGGUGCCGCGUCAGCAACUUGGUGCGUUCGCCCCAUUGUGAGUCCUCCUUCUAUUGGGUUAAACUAUGGGAACCGUGUUGUUGCUGGGAAUGCUUUGAAUUUGGGAAGUUGGGUAAGGGCUAGUAAUAGUAAUAAUAAUAAUACUGGUUUGCAUAAUGUUUGUAAUGAUGGUGUACCUGUGAAUGUAAGUGGUUUUUCUUAUGGUGCUCAUGGUGGAACUAGAGUGGCUGAUGAUACCGGGGAUGAUUCGAAUUCUGGGAGGAAAGUUAAAUUUCUGUGUAGUUUUGGUGGGAAGAUAUUGCCUAGGCCUAGUGACGGAAUGUUAAGAUAUGUUGGAGGACAGACAAGGAUAAUUAGUGUUAAGAAAGAUGUGAGUUAUAAUGAUUUGGUGCUAAAGAUGGUAGAUACUUAUGGACAACCUGUGGUUAUUAAGUAUCAGUUACCCGAGGAGGAUCUUGAUGCGUUAGUUUCAGUUGCUUGUCCGGAUGAUGUUGAGAAUAUGAUGGAGGAGUAUGGAAAAUUGGUUGAGAGAUCUCCGGAUGGUUCUGCUAAAUUGAGGGUAUUUUUGUUCCCUCUCUCAGAGGUUGAUCUUUCUGGUGCAGCACAGUCCGGGGAUUUGCAGGAUACGGGACAGAAAUAUUUUGAUGCGGUGAAUGGUUUUAUAGAUGGGUAUGGGGUUUGUUGUGGGUUCAAGAGGAAGGAGAGUAUUACAAGUGCAGCUUCUACACAGAAUUCUGAUUUGAGUGGGAUAGAGAAUAUUGAUAGCCCAGUUGCCGGUCAAGGAGAUUCGGCGUCCUGCGUGUUAUCGCCUAGAGAGUACGUGGCUGCUUCUCCGGAUACAAGUGUGAAUUUGGCGGCUUCUGAGUCCAACACACCAGUUUACCCGGGUGCUUCUUCUAGUGUUCCAUUUGGCAUGCCUGCCGCUAAGACUGGUCCAACAUGCACUUCGUAUACUCAGAAUGAGAUUGAGUUAGAAAAGUCAGCACCGGUUACAUACUCUCAACAACCAUUUGAACUGCACCAAUCUGGAAUGGAAAUUCCACCACCUUCACCUUAUUUGAACCAUGCAGAGUAUGUCCACUUGCCUCCUCAGACGGGGUUCCCAAAUUCUCAGCUAUUAGGAAAGACUGGGCCUGUUUUUGCCCAACACCAGUUUCAUAAUAAUACUACGCCUGGUUUAGCUUUCCGUCAGGUCAUCCCCGGAGCACAAAUGACAAUGACUCAACCUUCUUCUCGCGUUGGUAUAAGACCAAAUGUCAUCCAACCACAACCAUUGGUACAACCUCAACAUAAUCAUUUGAACCAAUACAGUGAUGAAAAUACAUCAGGAAUAAGGAUUGUCCAGCUUCCUGCAGAACACAGCUACAAUACAUAUCAGGUCCCGGUUAAUCAAGUUCCAUCUGUCAUAGUUGGAGGUAAUCGCGGUUGGGUUCAGGUUCCUCCACAAGAGCAUGUUGUUUUCUCUGAUGGGACAUUACCUCAACAAGUAAUAACGCCAGAGAAAAUCAACAGAGUUGAGGAAUGUUCUAUGUGUCAGAAAAAGUUGCCUCAUGCUCAUUCAGAUCCAGUGGUUCCGGAUCAGCACGAUGGCGGUUCAGGCCCAGUUCCUGAUUCAAGCCCAAGUUAUAAUAGUUUUCCAAUGGAUGACAAUGUAAAAGCUCAAGCAACAAAGAGGGUUGCACCUAUGGUGGCAUCACCCUUGAAGGAAGGUGUUGUUGAACAAGGGUUUAGCACAAGACCAAGUGACAUUAGCAAAUUAGAAGUUCAUAAUGGAGUAAGAAAUUGUACUGAUAAUACUGGGAUUUCUUAUAAUUUUGAACCUCAGCAUGAAGGUGGGAGGAAUUUUAUUCAAAAGCCAGAAGAAUUUGACCAUUCCAUGAAUUCAUUUAUCCAGGAAACAAUUGGUAGGACAGAUAGAAAACAUUCUUCUAGGGAUGGGCUUGGGACCAUGGGAACGACACCACCUUCUUAUCCAGAUGAUGUUGUCCGCCAGCAUAUGGCGCCGGUUGAAGCCUGGGUUAAACAAGACGAACACGCGAAUAGACAUGUUAGUAAUGAUAUACCUAUAGUUGAUGAAAUGACUUUACAUACUCCGGAGUGUGUUGCCCAAGGAUCUUCCAAAGAGUACACAAAUGAGCUUACUGGUGUCGUUUCUAAAUCAGAUGCAGUAAAUAAUUGGAUUAGGCAGGGCUAUGUAAGACCUGUUGAUGGAAGGAAUGACAUUCUCAAGAUACACAAUGCUGAUGGUUAUGUAAGUAAUGAUCGAUGUUUACUUCCAGUUGAUAAAUCUUUAGAUUACAAAAGUCAGAUUGCUACAGAGGAAGAGGUGAUUCUGGACAACAACUUUGUCACACCAAAAUUGAUAGUUGAUGCGGAUAAAAUUAAGAUGGUAGGUGUGCAGCCAUCUUCUUCUAAGGAGAUUUUAUACAGGCACAAUUCCAGGACAGGGGAAGACAAUGAUAUUGCACAACCACCUGUGUCGGGUGCUACUCAAUCAAAUAUUGUACACCAUCACAAGAAUGAUUCAACAUCAUCUACAUCAUCACCAUCUUUCAUGUUUUGUGAUAUGCAGGAUUCUCCAAACUCAGUUUUCGGCAAUCAGGAUCCUUGGAGUAUACCACACGGUACCUUCUUUCAAUCUUCCAUACUGAGCCAAGCUAAACUGGAGAAAGAAACCUAUUCUCAUAAAGAUUACUUUUGUGAAAAUCCAGGAACCUACAAGAAAUCUAAUUUGGAUGCACAAUUGGAUGGUGACCUCUUUGAGUCAUUCAAACAGAAUUUAACUUUUGAAAAUGGUUGGUGUGGCAAAGUUUCAACCGAAGACCAACAACUUAAAGUUGUUGCUGAAGAUGUAGCAGCUUCUGUUCUGCACCCAUGUGCUCCUUCAAAUCCUAACUUGCAAGCCGGAGAUGUUUCCUGUCGCAAAAACAUUGAGGACGGUGAUGUUCAAAAUAAUGCAAUAGAUGCAAUGUGUAGAGAUAUAACUCAGGAUGUCAAGAGCAACCCUCCUGAGAAGGGAAAUUUUGGCUUUCCGACAUCGGGUGUUGGGCGUUUGCAGAUUAUAAAGAACUGUGACCUUGAAGAGCUGACAGAGUUGGGUUCUGGUACCUUUGGGACUGUUUAUCAUGGAAAAUGGAGGGGAACCGAUGUUGCAAUCAAGAGAAUAACUGAUCGAUGUUUUGCUGGAAAGCCUUCAGAGCAAGAGCGCAUGAGAGACGACUUCUGGAAUGAGGCAAUCAAGCUUGCUGAUUUGCACCAUCCAAAUGUAGUUGCUUUCUAUGGUGUGGUGCUUGAUGGACCAGGAGAUUCGGUGGCUACAGUAACUGAGUAUAUGGCUAAUGGUUCUCUCAGAACUGCCUUGCAAAAGAAUGAGAGGAAUCUAGACAAGCGCAGGCGUCUUUUGAUUGCAAUGGAUGUGGCCUUUGGAAUGGAAUACCUGCAUGGAAAAAACAUAGUACACUUUGACUUGAAAAGUGACAACUUGCUAGUGAAUCUCCGAGAUCCACACCGCCCAAUAUGCAAGGUUGGUGACUUGGGUCUAUCCAAAGUAAAAUGUCAGACUCUGAUCUCUGGAGGUGUGAGAGGAACUCUACCAUGGAUGGCUCCAGAACUGCUGAAUGGAAGCAGUAGCCUUGUUUCAGAGAAGGUUGAUGUGUUCUCAUUUGGUAUUGCGAUGUGGGAACUCUUAACAGGAGAAGAGCCAUACGCUGAUUUGCACUAUGGUGCUAUUAUAGGUGGUAUUGUGAGCAACACUUUGCGCCCUCCAAUUCCCGAAUCUUGUGACGUGGAAUGGAGUGUGUUGAUGGAGAGAUGUUGGUCCUCAGAGCCAUCAGAGAGGCCCACCUUCACUGACAUAGCUGAUGAAUUACGUUCUAUGGCAAGCAAACGCCAGAAUCAACAGCUACAACCCUCUCCUUUGUCCACACAAGUCAACAAAUGAUUUCUAUUAUGUUUAUCGUAGACCCCAAUAGCAGCAAAACAGGACGAAAAAUCGCUCCAGAGAUGCAGUUUUCUCACCCAAGGAAGUUCUUGAUUCAAUGCACUUUUCCACAACUGUACAGCAGGAUGCUUUAACAUCAGAUUUUUGUAUUUGACUCACUAAUGCAUAUCAUUGGGAAGGAAGGUUAAGUUUGUAUAUUGCAAGAUUUCAGAAGAUCAUUACAUGCAAUCUUCCAGGAAAAUCAUGAUAUGUUUCAUUUCUUGUUGGGCAAAAAGUAGAAAGAAACAGAACAUGUUCAUAUUUUGAUAGUAACUUGUUUAAAUGGAUAUCUAAGCAUGCCACGGUUUGGAUCAUGCUUUGUCCCUUCAGGGUGGGCCAGCAUGAAAUUUAAUUCUAAUAUAAAUUAAAAUUAAAAUAUUAAUUAAUUUU